Molecule: messenger RNA, 4859 nt
Organism: Schistosoma curassoni
Lineage: Eukaryota; Metazoa; Platyhelminthes; Trematoda; Strigeidida; Schistosomatidae
Source: the annotation of a GenBank genome assembly
AUCGACCGCAAAUGCUACUAGCGCUGGGUUUGAAUGGCUUCCAAUUUUCAUGAUAUGUCUGACAUACAAUGUGUUGAUCAGAAAAGCAGGUUAGUAUUUAUUCCGCAUUCAAAGAGUUAUAAAAUCUAGUGGCAGCGAUAGUAGCAGUACAGGGGAAGAAGAAAGACUGAGACAAUUGUUUCUAAGCUGUGAUUCAAAUAAUGAUGGGUGCUUAGAUUGUGAAGACUUAUACAAUAUGUGUAAGAAACUAAACAUGGCAGAAUGUGCCGAGGAAAUUAUAAACACACUUGGCGCUAACACUAAAGGGUGCAUUACAUUUGAUGAGUUCCUUAGCUGUCGAGAAAAAGUUUUUCAGAUGCAAACUGAAGCGGAUAAUAUAUAUUUCUCAAGAUCUGGUUUACCACAUCAUCUAAAUUAUAAGCAACCUGGAUUUAGUUGGCCUGUUUACACAACUGGUAAAUUGCAUACAGAGGUUAAAAAUAAUGGACAAGAAGUGAAUGAAAACUCUGUUCGCAAAAUGAACGAAAAUGUCAAUCUUGAGAGUUCUGCCAGCGAAACCAGCCUUGUUAACUCAGGCGCAGAAUAUGAUUCUGGAGCUCAAGAUCUUUGUGGUGAACCGCAAAGUUUACACUUGUUAAUGCAACGUGAUUUCCCUGAUUUAUAUAAAAUUAUAUUUCCAUUACCUUUGAAUUCAAUAAGAAAUAAUUUUGAAAAUGAUACAAUGACAAAUGAAUUCAAUUUAUUAUCUGUCACUAAUAUGGAUAAUUCUACAAAAGACUUACAGAAUCAAAAACGGACUAAUGCAAUAAAUAUUCAGUCUGUAGAUAAAUUAAGUAAUUUGCCAAGGCACAUAGAAGCAGAAUCAUUUGGUAUAAAAUCAAAAGAAGUUGAGUCAAAUCACUUUCUAGAUAAUGUUCGACAUUUAUUUGAAUGUGCGAAUACUCUACAUGUACAACGGACGGCUCAAUUACGUUCCGAAAUCCGUGAUCUGUCUCACAGACUACAAGGGUUACAGACAAGUCGAGAUAUGAAUUAUCGUGAAGUACAACGUUUACAACGUGAAAAAGAACAAUUACGCAAUGAAUUAACUAAUCAAGUAUCACGUUAUGAAGAUCGUUUAACUGAAUUACAUAGUGUUAUUGCAGAAUUACGACGUCGUUUAGAACAUUCAGAAUCAAAUAUUAUACAUGAAGUAGAAGAGUUUGAAGAAAACGAUGGCGAUGAUAAUGAUAAUGAUAAUGAUGAAGUAAAUGAUAAUAAUGUAUUGAUUAAUUAUAAAUCAGAUAGAAAAUCAAGAAACUCAAAAUUAUCAUUAUUAAAUACAUUCAAUACUAAUAAUAUCAAUGAUUAUUCAACGAAUCAAUAUGAAUUGGAUAAAGAGAUUAGUGGAAAUAGUGAUACAUCAGUUGAUGUUAUAAUGGAUGGUGAUGAUGAUGAUAAUGUUGAAGAUGUUGUUAGUCCAUCAAAUGAUACUACCAAUGAUAGAUUAAAUAAAUCUAUUGGAAUUGUAAGACAUUAUCAACAGUCACAAUCAAAUUCGCAUAAAUUUUUUAUGCAAACAGCAAAUCUUACCUAUGAUCGAUUGGAUCAGAAUCAUGAACUAGCUUGUCUAGUUAGUAACAAUAAUAAUAAUAAUGUGAAUACGGAGGGAGUAUCUAAAAAUUAUAACCAUGAUCUUUGUAUAAAAUAUGAAACAAUUUUAUCAAAUAUGCAAGCUCAAUUAACAUGUGUCAUUGAAGAACGAGAUAUGUUAGCUAAUCAAUUAAAUGAGUUGACUGAAACUAAUAAAUCAUUACUUCCUAAUUCCACAAUACAAACAUCGACAAUAGUCACUGAAAGUGUUUCAUCAUCUUUACCAGUAUCGACACCAACAGUAUCAACAAUAUCAGAAAUAGUAGGAUUAAAAUCAUGUUCUAUAUCACAUCCAAUUAUGGGUUUAAAUCGAUCUGUUCAAAUGAAAUCCAAUAAUAAUAAUAAUAAUAAUAAUAAUAAUAAUAAUAAUAAUAAUAAUAAUAAUAAUAAUAAUAAUAGUAAUUUAUCAUAUCCUCCAACAUCCUCUCUUCCGACUCCUUCUUCAACAACAGGAUUUUCAGUAUCUAAACAACAAACAAAUGUAGAUAACAAUAUUAUUAACCAAUUACAUAAGACUAUUUCAUCUGAACAUUUAAAUUAUAACCAAGUAACUAGUACAACAACAACAACAACAACAACAACAAAAUCAUCAAUAGCAACAUUCACAACAAAUACAACAAUGACAACACAAAUAAAUUCGAAUGUUUAUGAUUUACCUGAACCAGAAUGGAUUACAAAACUAUUGAAACAAUAUUAUGAAUAUAAUAUAACUCAUAAUAAACAAAAUAUUCCAUGUAGUUUAUUUGGUAAUGAGUUAUAUUCACCUACAACAACUACAACAACAACAACAACAAAUGGUACUAAUGAUGGUGUUGGCGGUACUGGUACCGGUACCGGUACCAGUACCAAUCAUGGUGCCAAUAAUCUUAACUAUUGUACUAAUAUAACAGGAAUAUUACCAUUUGAUUUUGAACAAUUUUUAUUUGAUCAAUUCGAUUAUGAAGAAUUAUGUACAGAUUCAAUGAAUUUACCUAUUCAAUUUACACCAAAUACAUUAAUGUUAUUUUUAAUUAGUUUAGCUAAUUUCACUCCAUAUACACGUUUAUCGGAUAUAGCUAAAUGUGCUCAAUUAACAUUAUAUCGUUUAUUAACUAGAUUAGUACGUUAUCAAACUGAUUGUUUAGUAUUACAAGCUAAUUUAACUGAAAUUAAAUUAAAUGCUGAUCAAAUGCAAUGUCAAUUAAAUCAAAUUGAAUCAAAUUAUUCAAUUAUGAAACGAGCUAUACAAAUAUCUGAAUCUGCAUUAGAAAUUAGUGAUUGUUUAAAUCAGUUAUAUUCCACGGAAUUAGCUGUCACUAUAUUCCGUCAAUCACAAAAUAAUCAAAUGUUAAAGCAUCCAUUCUCAACAAUAUCAUCGUCUACAUCAUCUUCAUCAUUUCAUGGUCAUAGUAAAUCAUCUCAAUUACAUCAAUCACAACAUCAUCAACAAUUGAAAAGAUAUAAUAAUUCACAACAGAUUUCUGUUACCACAUCACCAUAUCAAUUGUAUUCUUCAAUUGGUUCUUCGGAAGAACAUGAUUUAUUAAAUAAUGCAACCAAUACUACCAAUAAUACAACUGCUGGAGUUGGACAACAACAACAACAACAGAUCUUUUCAAUGAAUCAUUUCAAUUUGCAUAAUUUGAAAUCAUUGAGACAACAAGUUGAAUUUCUAGCUUAUACCAUAUUAGAUAAAUAUGAAACAUCAGAUGGUGGUUAUGAAAAAAUUCUCCCAACAUCUUUAUCUAAUUUAACAAAUAUCAAUAUGACAACAACUUCAGUUAAUGGUAAUGUAUCUACUGUAAAUAGUACUAAUUUAUCUCAAUUACAUUGUUAUCAACAUGUUCAACAUUCUUCUCAAUCACCUAUAAGUCCUGGUCUUUGUUCUAUGCAAUCUGUGAUUACAUCAUCUAAUAGUUUAUUAGAUAAUAGUAAUACUACUAAUAACAAUAAUAAUAGUAAUAGUGUUUAUGCCAAUUCAUGGUAUGUUAGUUUAAAUCGAAACAAAUUAAAUACGAUACAAUGUUUACCAAAUGAAAUGAAUGAACAUUUACAUGGACAACAAUCAUUAAUGAAUCCUAAUCAAUUACCUUCUAUAUCAUUGAAUUCAACAAUUGGUUCCAAUCCAUCAAUAACUUAUCAUCAACGACAAUAUAAUCAUGUACGUUUAAAUAAUAAUUUACAAUUAAUGAAUCCUCAAUUACGUUCAUUUGUGAAAUCAAAUUGUCAAGGUAAUACAAAUCAAAAUAUAAAUGAAAAUGGUUUAAAUGGAAGUGGUGAUGGUUUUGGUUGGGAAACUCCAGAUUCCGGUGCUGGAAGUAGUAGUAUCAAUGAAAUAUCAUCACAACAUCAUCCUCAACAACACCAACGACAACAAUCUGGUUAUUUAUUGAAUCCAUCAUCAUUAUUCUUAUCUUCUUCAACAUCAUCUUUAUUAUUUGGACAUUAUUAUCAAACUUAUGGUGAAAUCAUUCAAAACAAUACUACUAAUAAAGUAAAUAAUCAAUCAGAUUUAUUCAUAUUCAAUACAUUAUUAGAUAAUCUUCCACCAUUAUGGACAUUAUUUACAAAAACAUCAACAUCUUUUUAUGAAUCCGAUUUAGAUUCAUCAGAUUCAUCUGAUAUACCAGGAAAUAUUAUUAAAACUACUGAUUUAUCAAAACAUAGUACCCAUCCUCCUCCUCCUCCUCCUCCUCUUCCUCCACAUCAUCAUCAACAACAACAACAUCAUAGUAGUAUGAAUGGUCAGUUAAUAUCUCAACUACCUCCUAUUUCAUCAUCACAACAAUUAUCUAAUUGGUCUAGAUUAGAAGAACGUAAACUACGUACAAUUUAUUAUCAAUUAAUUCAUACAUAUAAACGUUUACAAUCCAUGUUAAUUGAUAUGCCUAAUACAUAUCAAUUGGUUAUACCAAAUGAUAGAAAUGAAAUUGGAGAGAAGACAAAAACUACAAAUGAUGUCAUUGAUCAUGAUCAAAAUAUAUCAACAACAAGAUUUGUAUCAGUUGGUUCAACACAGCAACAGAUGAAUUUAGAUCAACAAAAUUCGAUUACAAUGAAUUCAUUACGUAAAUUACCAUUGGCUGUAUUUUUGGAAAAUUCAGUUCUAUUACAAGAAUUAUGUUGUAUUAAAGAAGAAUGUGCUGAUCUUAAAAUUCGUGAUAUUUACUUGAAAAGAAUUACAUGCUAAUCGUUUAACAUUAGAUAGUCGUAUGUUGCUGAACGUGCAUUACGUGCUCAUCUUGAUG